ACAACUGCCAAACUCAGAUUACACACAUUCAAUUAAUUCAUUUGGUACAAUCAAAUCAAACUCUUGUAUAUGCUCUCUCUAGCUGUUCCUUUUUUUUUUUUUGCGGCGUAAAAAUGUACGGGGAAGACGAAUACGAUCCGAGUUUGAUUGAUCAUAGUCAGAUUGUGAGUGUGGGGGAUGGUGGCGAUGGCGAUGGCGAUGGUGAUGAUGAGCAGGAGAUUUCGCAGGAGGAUGCAUGGACGGUGAUCAGCGCGUAUUUUGAGGAGAAGGGAUUGGUGAGGCAACAGCUCGACUCGUUCGACGAGUUCAUACAAAACACAAUGCAAGAGAUCGUGGACGAGGCUGCUGAUAUCGAGAUUAAGCCCGAGUCUCAGCACAUCCCUGGCCGCCAAUCCGACUUCGUCGAGAUGGUUUACCGAAUCAGCUUCGGUCAGAUAUACCUGAGCAAACCGAUGAUGACGGAGUCUGAUGGAGAAACUGCCUCUCUUUUCCCAAAGGCUGCAAGAUUGAGGAACCUGACCUACUCAUCUCCAUUGUAUGUGGAUGUCACAAAAAGAGUUGUUAAGAAAGGCCAUGACUGUGAAGAGGUCACUGAGACACAGGAGUUCACUAAAGUUUUUAUUGGAAAGGUUCCAAUUAUGCUCCGGUCAAGCUAUUGUAGCCUGUAUCAGACCUCAGAGAAGGAUUUAACUGAGCUUGGAGAGUGCCCAUUUGAUCAAGGAGGGUACUUCAUUAUCAAUGGCAGUGAGAAGGUUCUGAUUGCUCAGGAGAAGAUGAGCACCAACCAUGUCUAUGUGUUCAAGAUUAGGCAGCCCAACAAAUAUGCUUAUGUAUCCGAGGUCCGGUCCAUGGCGGAGUCCCAAAACAGGCCUCCUAGCGGCAUGUUUGUCAGGAUGGUUUCUUCCUCUGGUGCCAAAGGGGGAUCUUCUGGGCAAUACAUCCGUGCAACCCUUCCAUACAUUCGUACUGAAAUCCCAAUUGUUGUUGUGUUCCGUGCACUGGGAUUUGUUGCAGACAAGGAUAUAUUGGAGCACAUAUGUUAUGAAUUUACAGACAAUAAAAUGAUGGAUUUACUUCGUCCAUCCUUAGAAGAGGCAUUUGUAAUUCAAAAUCAACAGGUUGCGCUUGAUUAUAUUGGAAAAAGAGGAUCUGCUGUGGGUGUCACUAAAGAAAGGAGGAUUAGGUAUGCCAAAGAAAUACUUCAAAGAGAAAUGCUUCCCCAUGUUGGCACGGGGGAAUAUUGUGAAACUAAGAAGGCUUACUACUUUGGGUACAUCAUCCAUCGGCUUUUGCUUUGUGCCCUUGGCCGGAGGCCAGAAGAUGAUAGGGAUCACUAUGCAAAUAAGAGACUUGACCUUGCUGGUCCUCUACUUGGAGGCUUGUUCAGAAUGUUAUUCAGAAAGUUAACCAGGGAUGUGAGGUCCUAUGUUCAGAAGUGUGUUGACAACGGGAAGGAUGUUAACUUACAAUUUGCUAUUAAAGCAAAAACGAUAACAAGUGGCCUGAAGUACUCUCUUGCUACUGGGAACUGGGGACAAGCAAAUUCAGCUGGCUCUAGAGCAGGAGUUUCGCAGGUUUUGAAUCGUUUAACAUAUGCAUCCACUCUCUCCCACCUGAGAAGGUUGAACUCGCCCAUUGGACGUGAAGGUAAAUUGGCAAAACCACGGCAGUUGCACAACUCGCAUUGGGGAAUGAUGUGUCCUGCAGAAACUCCAGAAGGACAAGCCUGUGGAUUGGUCAAGAACCUUGCCUUAAUGGUGUAUAUAACAGUGGGAUCAGCAGCAAAUCCCAUAUUGGAGUUUCUGGAGGAGUGGAGCACAGAGAACUUUGAGGAAAUUUCUCCUGCAGUAAUCCCUCUAGCUACCAAAAUUUUUGUCAACGGUUGCUGGGUUGGUAUUCAUCGUAACCCUGAGCUCUUGGUGAGAACUCUUAGACAGUUAAGAAGACAGGUCGAUGUCAACACUGAAGUUGGAGUUAUCCGUGACAUUCGUCUGAAAGAACUCCGACUUUAUACAGACUGUGGCCGCUGUAGUAGACCAUUGUUUAUUGUAGAGAAACAGAAACUACUGAUAAAGAAGAAGGAUAUCCUAGGUCUGCAACAAAGAGAGUCCCCUGAGGAAGUUGGUUGGCAUGAUCUUGUGGCAAAAGGAUACAUAGAGUAUGUUGAUACAGAGGAAGAGGAAACUACAAUGAUUUCCAUGACCAUAAAUGAUCUUACAUCUGCACGGCUCUGCCCAGAUGACGCUUAUUCUGAAACUUAUACUCACUGUGAAAUACAUCCAUCACUAAUAUUAGGAGUUUGUGCUUCUAUUAUCCCAUUUCCUGAUCAUAACCAGUCCCCCCGUAAUACCUACCAAUCUGCGAUGGGGAAGCAAGCCAUGGGAAUUUAUGUGACCAAUUACCAGUUACGAAUGGAUACACUAGCCUAUGUUCUCUACUAUCCUCAGAAGCCUCUAGUUACAACUCGUGCCAUGGAGCAUUUGCAUUUUAGGCAACUACCAGCUGGCAUUAAUGCCAUUGUUGCGAUUGCUUGCUAUUCUGGAUAUAACCAGGAAGAUUCUGUUAUUAUGAACCAAUCUUCAAUUGAUCGCGGAUUCUUCAGAUCUAUAUUCUACCGUUCAUACAGGGAUGAGGAGAAGAAGAUGGGAACACUUGUGAAGGAGGACUUUGGGUGUCCUAAUAGGGAAAAUACCAUGGGAAUGCGACAUGGAUCUUAUGACAAAUUGGAUGAUGAUGGCUUUGCACCUCCUGGGACAAGAGUAGCAGGUGAGGAUGUUAUCAUUGGGAAGACCACACCAAUUGCACCGGAUGAUGCUCAAGGACAAACUGCACGAUACACGCGUCGUGAUCAUAGCACGUGCUUGCGCCAUAGUGAAAGUGGAAUGGUGGAUCAGGUUUUAUUGACCACAAAUGCUGAUGGAUUGAGGUUUGUUAAGAUGAGGAUGAGAUCGAUUCGCAUACCUCAGAUUGGAGACAAAUUCAGCAGUAGGCAUGGACAAAAGGGAACAAUUGGGAUGGCUUACACCCAGGAAGAUAUGCCAUGGACAAUUGAGGGCAUCUGUCCAGACAUCAUUGUUAACCCGCAUGCCAUUCCUUCUCGAAUGACCAUUGGUCAGCUCAUCGAGUGCAUCAUGGGGAAGGUUGCUGCUCACAUGGGAAAGGAGGGAGAUGCAACUCCUUUCACUGAUGUCACUGUGGACAACAUCAGCAAAGCCCUUCACAAAUGCGGUUACCAGAUGCGCGGAUUCGAGAGAAUGUACAAUGGUCACACUGGGCGCCCGCUGACUUAUAUGAUAUUCCUGGGCCCUACUUACUACCAGAGGCUUAAGCACAUGGUGGAUGACAAGAUCCAUUCUCGUGGGCGGGGCCCAGUCCAGAUCCUUACUAGGCAGCCUGCUGAAGGGCGAUCUCGUGAUGGAGGUCUGCGAUUUGGUGAAAUGGAACGUGACUGCAUGAUUGCUCACGGGGCUGCACACUUCCUCAAAGAGAGGCUGUUUGACCAGAGUGAUGCGUAUAGAGUUCAUGUAUGUGCUCUGUGUGGUAUAGUCGCCAUUGCCAAUCUGAAGAAGAACUCAUUCGAGUGUAGACAUUGCAAAAAUAAAACCGACAUUGUUCAGGUGUACAUACCUUAUGCCUGUAAGCUUCUUAUUCAGGAGCUCAUGUCCAUGGCAAUCGCCCCAAGGUUGCUAACAAAGGAUAUAGAUUCAGGAGAUGGGAAGAAACGAGUCUAAUAUUUGGUAUCACACAUUCUUAACGGCUCCUGGAUGAAAAGAACCUGUCUUUUUCAUGCGAUAAUGAUAAAAGGACUCUUGUGAUGCUACUGAUUUUUCUCUGUCCCGGUUCAUUUAAAUAGUGAAAAGUCUAGACACAAUUGUGUCCGGAGCUGUUUAAUGUACGUGGGUCCACAUGCAUCGAAUGGCUCUGAACACACAGUUGUGUCCGAGAUUGUGUUUAAUAAUUAUUGGCAAUCUUUUCCG
Rhododendron vialii is the source of this 3977-nucleotide messenger RNA. Its product is annotated as DNA-directed RNA polymerase II subunit RPB2-like. Gene Ontology annotation, cellular component: RNA polymerase II, core complex. Lineage: Eukaryota; Viridiplantae; Streptophyta; Magnoliopsida; Ericales; Ericaceae. The record is from RefSeq and is a predicted model, not a curated record. Gene Ontology annotation, molecular function: ribonucleoside binding; DNA binding; DNA-directed RNA polymerase activity. Bases 114 to 3731 code for a protein of 1205 amino acids. Gene Ontology annotation, biological process: DNA-templated transcription. The transcript has 25 exons.